CUGUUUCAAUCAGCUCGUCAUAUUCAGAAAAUCUCAUUUUCCGUUUCAUUAGUCUCACGGCCUAAUGCGAGUCCAUCAGAAGAACUUUCCCGAGACAACAAUCAGACUGAACACAGAUGUCUUCAGUUCUUUACAUUAUCGUUGUAUUGCUCCUGCUACAGGCUUUAAUUUGUCACCAACAAGAAAAAUGUGCAGUCUUGGAGUUUUAUCACGUGGAACAAAAUAAUUUAUGGGUCCUGGAAAACCAUUAUGCUAAUGUGACUUUUGGAAUUAACGAUUUAGGCUGCAAUCACACCAACACACUGUACAAAGUCACUGUGCAGACCAGAACAAGCAAUGGAAGUCUGGAAUAUGAUGGGACCAUCACCUUCUUGAGCGACACCUGUGCUGGAACAAACCUGAAAUCUGUUCGGUGCAUCAGUCCCACAGGUCCUGCGGAGCUGUACAGAAAAGUCAACAGAUCGCACGUAGAAAUAAGAUGGGAAUGGGUGUGGAAAAACACCCUGUUUAAUAAUUUUACAACCGAGCAAAAAGACCUCAAACUUACAGUAGCUUACCCUCCGAGUGUCACAGGACUGACUGUCAGUGGUCAUGCUGUGAACAGCAGCCAUCUUAUUGUGGAGGGUCAGACGGUCAACAUUUCCUGCUCAUUCGACAAGGGGAUCCCUCCAGCCAGCUUUCGUCUUCUAGACGAACAUGGGAGGGAAAUAAAGACCAGGAGAGAUGAAAAACAUUUGAAUGCCACCAUCACAGCGCAGUGCUACCAGGACUGGGCAUCUGUCCGGUGUGAAGCCAACUCCUCAGAAAAUAACAGAUCCGUGUCCUUUCUUGCCACAUGUCCUCCUCAGUUUAUUGACAAAUCUCCCAAGUUCAUUGACAUGGAAACACAGGAACUUUGGCUGUUCAGAGUCAAGGCUCACUCAACAGCAAUACAGAAAUGUCUGUUGGCCCCAUCUACAGUAGGCGAAAACAAAAACAAAGAAGUGAACUGCACACUGACGGGUAGUCCACCCAACCUGCUACUAACCCUGUCUGUUGACAAGGAAGAGUGCUCAAAGAGUGGACACUGGGCCUUAACUUUAUUUAGUGAGAAAGGCUCUUCAGACAUGCUAGUCUUCAGCACACCUCGUGAGUAUAUUUCAUCAAUCGAAGAAGUAGCAGAAUAUUACACCUGGUUCUGAGUGAAUGGAGCUGUAGAACCUGGCUGUAAAAGUUUCCAUGUUAAUUGAUGCAUUGUAAAUUCUAGAAGGUCCUACAAUAUGAAUGACUGAUAUCUGAUAUAAUCAGGAACGGUUGAAAAGCUUCUUACUAAAUUAUUUUUCUUCUUAUCAAAAUAAAAGAGUUAAUAAAUAAAUAAAAUUAAAUGUGUACUAAAUUAAACAAAACUAAAUUUAAAAACCCAUGAAGUCAAUAGCUGGCGGUAAAUAUUGCGACCAUCUCUGUGUAAAGCAGCAUUAGUUGUAAUCAAUGGCAGCAACUAAUCAUGAUGUCACGUGACCAGACAUCAGCCUUUUCCACCUUUUGUUUUUGUCUGACUGACCUCGGACACGACUUGGUUCCGCUCGGAGUUUCUGUUGUUCACGAAACGCGCUGGGAUGUUGGUGAUGUGGUGUAGUCUCUGGCCAGACUUUUUCUGUCCUUGCGUUUAUACACCCGAUUUUUUUGACUAGUUUUACUAGCAUAGCAAGUGGCUCAUCCCAUGCUCAAUCAAUUUUCCCACAAUUCCUUGUCAUCGGUUUUUGUUCCACGAAUGGCAAUGCGAUGUUUUUCUUCCAUCUCCUACGGCGUUCCAGAUACAUUUUCGCGAGUAGUUUAAGAUUCAACUAUAAUUUUCGCAACUGUGCAACAACAUUUGUUUAUUCCGUCUCUACCGUUCAACCGCGCAUGCGCCAAAUCGUCAUUUGUCGCUUCGACAACUGAGGUAAAGGAAAUGAAAGUACAUCGUCUUCUACAUCGUGUUUGAUGACAUCAUCUGAAAGAGGUGAGCAGCUUGAAAGAUAAGUAAAUACUAUCAAUAUUUAUUAAUAAUAUUGUGGUUGUGUAUGAUGAACACUGAGGUGAGAGUGAGAGACUCACGAGGCUGACUGAUAAUCUGUUCUUAGUGGUUUCUUAAUUCAGAAUAAGACACCUUGCAUGAGUGUUUUGCAUGUAUGUGUGUGUGUUGUCUAGUCUCUGACUUUGGCCAUUAUGCUGCUUGAUGUUGCUCAGUCACAGGUUAACGAGGUUAGUACAGAAUUCUUGUAGAAAAUUUUGUAAUUUUUAUUCCCAUAAUUAUAUCUAUUAAAUAAGCAGGUUAGUGUCCAAAAUCCGACACACUCCUGACUUCACAAGUGCAAAGGUUGCUAUUUUCAGCAUCUUCCUUCCGUUAUUAAGACAACUAUCUCAUAACUGUUUAAUCUGUUUAUUAAUUAUUAUUAUUGAUAAUCUGUGAAUCCAAAGCUAGAAAAGUGUUCCCCAUUUCGCUGGACAGGGAAAACCCGAGACAUCGCCAAUCUCUUCCUUUUCGGGAACUGACCAUGCUGACCAUCACGUACACAAGU
Pomacea canaliculata is the source of this 2540-nucleotide messenger RNA. RefSeq lists its product as uncharacterized. Lineage: Eukaryota; Metazoa; Mollusca; Gastropoda; Architaenioglossa; Ampullariidae. The transcript has 4 exons. The coding region runs from base 117 to 1181 and encodes 354 amino acids. The record is from RefSeq and is a predicted model, not a curated record.